Messenger RNA from Umbelopsis ramanniana AG, 1095 nucleotides. RefSeq lists its product as uncharacterized. NCBI's taxonomy places the organism in Eukaryota, Fungi, Mucoromycota, Umbelopsidomycetes, Umbelopsidales, Umbelopsidaceae. The record is from RefSeq and is a predicted model, not a curated record. The transcript has 6 exons. The coding region runs from base 1 to 1095 and encodes 364 amino acids.
AUGUCAAGAAAGUGUGCAGUAAUCUUUGGUGCCAACGGUAUUAGUGGUAUCGCCAUGACAAAGGCACUACUAGCCAGUGACGAAUGGGGUCCAAUCAUAUGUGUUUCCCGCAGACCACCGCAGCUAGAGGAAGCCGCCAACGACAGCAGAAUUCAAUUUGUGUCCAUUGACAUGGUAAAGUCUUCUGCGGACGAUUUGGCAAGCAAGCUUUCUGCAGCCGGAGCAGCCGUUGCUCAGCACGCCUUUUUCUAUACAUACAUUGAGAAACAAGAUUUUAAGGAAAUGAACGAUGUCAACCUCAUGCUGUUGGAAAAAGCAUUACAUGCAUUGGGUCUUGUUUCGCCAAAACUCAAGUCUUUCAUGCUACAGACGGGAGCCAAGUACUAUGGCUGCCAUGUGGGUGGAGCCGAAAUGGUCCGAGACCUCCCUUGGAAGGAAGAUGCUCCUAGACUCUGCAAAUCAUGUUUUUAUUAUGACCAAGAGGAUCUUUUGCAUACUUAUGCCGCAAACAAAAGCUGGAGGUACCUCAUUACUCGACCCAAUGUCAUCUUGGGAGUAUCCAAAGUUAAGAAUCUUAAAAGGGAUUUCAUCUGGCCUGGUAACGAAAUCGAGUACACCACUCACUUUGACCAUUCUACCGCCGACAACAACAGUAGAUUCCAACUCUACAUAAGCGUGAACGAUAAAGUUCCCAGUGGUGCUUACAAUAUCAAAGACAAUGACAAAACAACAUUUUCUGAGCUUUGGCCAAAGAUUGCAGAAUAUUUUGGACUUAGCAUCCCUGACCCUCACUUCAAGGAUGAGAAAGCGAAGCACCCCAAGGAACAAUCCAUGUACUGUCAAAUGCCUUUGACAAAGUACGCUCCUGAAAAUAAGGAAAAAUGGCACGAAAUUGCUAAGAAGCAUAACUUGGAUCCAUCUGCUUAUGAUUAUGCAACAUGGGAGUUUGUUGAUGGUACCGCUGGCCGAACUUGGCCAGAUUACCUUUCCAUGGAAAAAGCCAGGCAAUAUGGCUGGAAAGAAGAACGAGACACAUUAAAGAGCUACUAUGAAGUAUUCGAUGAACUGAAGAAGAUGAAGAUCAUUCCAGAGUAG